Myodes glareolus (Bank vole) is the source of this 2694-nucleotide messenger RNA. NCBI's taxonomy places the organism in Eukaryota, Metazoa, Chordata, Mammalia, Rodentia, Cricetidae. The record is from RefSeq and is a predicted model, not a curated record.
AGACAGACAGAAAGGGUCAGGGCCCCGAAGCAGCCGGACAUUCUGAAAGUGAUUCCCACUUUGACAGUCUCUUCCAAAAGGCCAUAUGUAGCCUGGCACGGAGGGCACAGGUGAUCAGCUCUGUCCUCCGUCAUCCCGACCUGGCCUGGCCCCAAGACAGCAGGAGCCACGGAUCCUGUCACCACUGGCUUAGUGUGAGCUGGGGAACAGGUCUCAGCAUCCAGCUUAUUUGAGCACAGGAAGCAAGCCUUCCUGGAGAAGUGUCAAAGGAGUCAGAUCAUCGACCAGAUGCCCAAGUCCUGAGGCCAUUAGGGUGCUUCGAACCGCUAGCAUCCUCAACAGCACUUCCACCGCACCUUCUUCAGCAGGAUAGGAAGCUGCUAAGCACCACGCCCUUUCUCUGAGGAGAGGUCAUCUUUUCAGACGGCGCUUGCUGACACCACCAUGCCAAGUAGGAUCCCUCUCCAUGCAUUCUGCUGCGUCCUUCUCCCCUGGGCAUUCACCACCUUUCACCAAGCCCUGGGGAAUCCGGCCCCCCAUCCGGGUCCCCACUAUCUCCUGCUCCCCAUCCACGAGGUCAUUCACUCUCGUCGUGGGGCCACGGCCACACUGCCCUGCGUCCUGGGCACCUCGCCUCCCAGCUACAAGGUACGCUGGAGCAAAGUGGAGCCCGGGGAGCUCCGAGAAACGAUAAUCCUCAUCACCAAUGGACUGCACGCCCGAGGCUACGGGCACCUGGGAGGGCGUGCCAGCAUGCGGAGGGGGCAUCGACUGGACGCCUCUCUGGUCAUCAAGAACGUGCGCCUGGAGGACGAGGGCCGGUACCGCUGCGAGCUCAUCAAUGGCAUAGAGGACGAGAGCGUGGCACUGACCCUGCGCCUGGAGGGUGUGGUGUUUCCGUACCAACCCAGUCGGGGUCGCUACCAGUUCAAUUACUUCGAGGCGAAGCAGGCGUGCGAGGAGCAGGACGGACGCCUGGCCACUUAUAGUCAGCUGUACCAGGCGUGGACAGAGGGGCUGGACUGGUGCAACGCCGGCUGGCUGCUGGAGGGCUCGGUGCGCUACCCUGUGCUUAACGCGCGCGCCCCGUGUGGGGGUCAUGGGCGGCCAGGCAUCCGCAGCUACGGGCCCCGCGAUCGCAGCCGUGACCGCUACGACGCCUUCUGCUUCACUUCGGCACUGGCAGGCCAGGUGUUCUUCGUGCCCGGGCGACUGACGCUCUCUGAAGCCCACGCGGCUUGCCGGCGGCGGGGAGCUGUGGUAGCCAAGGUCGGGCACCUCUACGCUGCCUGGAAGUUCUUGGGGCUAGAUCGGUGUGACGGAGGCUGGCUGGCGGACGGCAGCGUUCGCUUCCCCAUCACCACGCCGCGGCCGCGCUGCGGGGGCCUCCCUGACCCUGGGGUGCGCAGCUUCGGCUUCCCCCGGCCCCAGCAGGCGGCCUACGGAACCUACUGCUAUGCCGAGAAGUGAGAACACUGCCCCUGCCAGCUCUACAGCUUGGAGGCUUUGGCCCUGGACCCAAAGCACAUACAGCACGUCUUUAAGGGUUUGUGAUGAGAUGCCAUCAAGAGCUAGGAGAACAGGGAGGAAAGCUUGCAGGCCUGGCCAUCCUCGCGGGAGAAACCGGGCUGUCGUUAGAUCCAGCCAGCCACCCAAAGAUUUCUCAUUCACACUCGCCAGAAGCACUCCAAACUUCCAAAACUGCUGAGGCCUUACAGAACAGACAUCAUUCGGUGGGUCUAAACACACCUUUAAAUGUACUUAGAAGCGUCUCUAAGGCUUGUUUUAAUUAAUUGAUUAGUAAAUUAGUUAAUUAAUUUGAGACAAGGUCUCUCAUUACAGCCCUGGUUGUCCUAUGUCACCAUGUAGACCAGUCUAGCCUUGAACUCACACAGAUCACUCUGCCUCUGUCCCCUGAGUCCUAGGAUCAACCCAGCUAAAGUGUACAAUUAAAGAUAAUAAAGUCCCAGUGGAUAGUUCAGCAGUUAAGAGAACUUGCUGCUCUCUCAGAGGACCACAAACCACAACAUCUGUAACUCCAGCUCCAGGAAAGCCAACACCCUCUUCUGACCUCCCCCGGCACUAGGCAGACACAUGGUUCACAUACAUUCUAUAAUAAAUCCAUUCGAGAAAGAUACAGGCAACCAUGCAGAUGAAGACACACGAGUCCUUUCUUUCUGGCCUGUGAUUGAGGGUAGGUUCGAGUCCCAGUGCAGGUUCCUUAGGGACGUCAAUGUGAGGUGGCAGGGAGAAUGGCCUUGCAACAUUUGUUUUUGGCAGAACAUAGUUAUUCUGUGCAUAACAGCAAUUAUUUUUUUACUUAUACCUUCUUCAUUUAUUAUAAACAUUAAUUAUUUUGGGUAAUACAUUGGGACCAUGGCCAGAGUCAUGGAAAUCCCAAAUGUGUUAGACUUGACUGUUGGAGGUGGUGGGUAGGGGCUGAUAAGUGUUUAAGCAAACACAAGAGGGAGCCAGGACAGGCAGUCUUGUCACUUCACACAUUCGGUUACUUAGGUUACAUUUCAGUCGUUGACUUUGAUGAAGGAGUGGGUGCUGGAACAGCCGGUGAUUUAGGAAGUUCACAAUCAUUAGACAUUGAAAGACAAGGGCAAGCAGAUCCAUGGAGCCAGAGAGUGAGGUGGUUGAUCAUAGAUUCCAGUAAAGCCAGGGAUUAUUGGUCUGUUUUAUUAUUUA